GGUGGCUGUUUGAAACUGGCGGAGCUAAUUAUAGAUUGAAUGAAUUAUCAGAUGCUGUAUUCCAUGAGUUACAUACAAAAAUAACAGUUACACCUUCUGUAAAUGUAGAGCAGGUACAGGCAGCCAUUAAGGAAGCAGGUGACUAAUCAGCAGAAGUGUCACAGGCAGCUGUUGAAGACAAUGCUAGUUCUCCUCAAACACAGCAAAGCAAAUCAGUUGAUGAAGAACGUAUAAGUCAAAGAGUUGUUGAGCAGUUGUUACAAAAUACACAGUUUCGGAAUAUGAUACAAACACGAGAAGUGUCAAUGACUCGAGCAGAUACUUCAGAUGAACACAUGGAAAGUAACCCCAGGUCGCACAGAUGUAGCCGGUGUAAUUGCAAGACGAAAUGUUCUUGUAGCUGUUAUUUGCUUAAAGAUUCUGAUCUAAAAACGCCAUCUGAUUUCAAAAACGACGCCCAUGAUGUAUAUGACUGUGAUCAUGAAACGCCGAACUCUGAUCAGAGGAAUGAAUAUGGUCGUAAUAUGUCAUGUGUAAAAGAACAGGAAUCACACGAUGGAUUGCACGAGGUAUACGGAGCUUGUGGGGGUGAUCCAGGAGGUCCACCGAGCGACGAUUCCUCCAGCGAUGACAACAGUGGUGAUGGACGCAAAAACAAGGACUACAGGAGUGCACACAGUAAAGAAAACAAGAAAAAAAACAUGGGUUAUAGAUGCGGCUGCAUGGCAGAUUUGUUUAGAGGCUGAAGACAAUUUUGAAAAUCAAGCUGCAAAUUUAUUAGAACACAGGAAGCUGCCAAAUCAAGGUAUACUUAAUGCGGCGUGUGCAAAAUAUACUCUUUCAUCACCAGUUUUGAAGGACCUCUGCAAGUGUAUUUGCAGAUAUAUAAAAGAAAAAUCAGAAAACAUUGUACAUGUGUGGGCCGCGUAUACUUACAGAAAAGAUAGCAUGGUCUUUGGAAAUGAAAUAGUUUUCGUUGUGUUGACAACACACACUGAUAUUAUAGGUGAAAAGGACUUUUCAAUAUAUCAAAGGCGCGUCUUAGAUGUCAAGACCAAGACAGAGAACAUGAAAAUAAAUGAAAAAGAAUUAGAUACUAGUAAUCGCCCGUCUGCGACAGGGAUUCAAGACCUUGAAGUAUGCUUAAGAGAAAAUGCAAAAACAUUGAUGAAAGAACACAGUGAAUUAACAAGAGUGACAGCAGGUUGGUACAGAGCAUGUGUAAAUGAUACGGGACAAUAUUCGUUACAAAAGCAACUUUGCAUUGUGCUCUAUGUACACGUCAAAGGUUUUGUUCCUUUGGAUGAGAAACCAUUUCCAACACAAAUAGGAAAAUACCCUGUUGAUGUUCGAGAGGGGAUAUUUACACUAUGCAGAGGUCCGAAUGAUUAUCAUGAAAAUCUUAAAAUGGGAUGUGCAGUACGUGGAGAAAGCCAAGGUACACUUGGGGCGUUUAUUGAGUUUGAGAACGACGUAGACUUAUAUGGUAUCACAUGCGCUCACGUAGUGUUCGGUAAUGAAAAGUUAAAGUGGAUUAUUGAACAUGGGCAAGUAAAUUAUCCGAAUAGCGAAACUGGCGAAACUGUGUACCAGCCUGCUAGUCAAACAUUUAUCGCACCUUUUGGUAAAACUGUGAUGGCUCUUUAUGACGAAGGGGGAAAUGGAGGCCCAGGAAUGGAGAUUGCGUUGAUAAAGAUUAUACAAAACAGAUGGCCUACUGAAGGAACAUUUCCUGAUGAUUCAAGUUAUAGACAAAAAGGAUUUGGACUUGACAAUCCGUUUACGUUUUGUUCUGGGAAGGUUUGGAAGCCAAACAGCCGUUUUCAUUCGCCUAUAGUGUAUAAGUAUGGAGGGGAAAGCAGACUUACAUCAGGGAUAUUUCGAGUUGAAGGUGCAUCCGUUCGAACCAGGACUUUUAAGGACAGCGUAUUAGGAGCUGAGAUGAUUAUGCACGACCAAAUUGAAAUACACUCUUUAGAUGGUAGUACAUUUGCUACAAAAGGCGACUCAGGGGCAUUUAUUUUCGCAAAUGAACAAAAUGACAGUGAACUUUCUGCUGUUGGGUUGUUUGAAGGAAAAUUCGAAGGCGAAAAUAUUUAUACCGUGACACCUAUGUUUGCUGUGUUAAAUAAACUAAGAAGAUUAUUCAGCAAGCAAUGUGCGCUAAAAAAGUUUGCACCCUUCCACUCUCGGUUUGAGGAUCCUCCGUUAGGUGUGGAUCUUUAUCGAAAGGUUUCUUCGCUUAACGAAAAUGUUACUGUUUUAAGUGAAAAGUUAGAAAGAAUUGAGCAAGGUCUCGCACAAGAUUUAGCACAGCACAAAAAAGAAAUUACAGAGGGAUUGCAAAAGCAAAGUGAAGAGCAAAAAAGGCAAACCCUGGAACUCAAAGACCAACAAAAAAGGCAAAGCGAAGAGCACAAAAAGCAAACACAGGAAAUCAAAGAUCAACAAAAAAGGCAAAGUGAAGAGCAGAAAAGGCAAACCCUGGAACUCAAAGAUCAACAAAAAAGGCAAAGCGAAGAGCAUAGGAAGCAAACUCAAGAGCUCAAAGAUCAACAAAAAAGGCAAAGCGAACAAACACAGGAAAUUAAAGAUCAAACAACACAAAUACUGGCUUUAUUACAGAGACAAAAUGCAUCGUGAAAUAGAUAGCUUGAGGUAUUCUAAUCUGUUGUAUCCUAACCCAUUGACCUCAAACCCAUCUAUUGUCCCGUUGGCAAUAUAUCUGCAAAGUGUGGGUGUCAUGCGUAAAAUCGUUCUCAAAAUAUCUAGAGCAAAAGGUUUUACUAGCAGUCGGUGGUGAUAUUAUUCGCCUUUGGUCUAUGAGCAAUAUCCAUGUAAAGCUAGAUGAAUUCCUGUCAAUCCAUGGGUUUUUAAGAUACUGAACGGGAAAGGUUUUCAAAUGUAUCGUCUUUGUGACCUUGAUCUUUGAGCCAAUGGCGUUAAAACCUACAGGGAUCAUACACAGCCCAUAAGCAAUGUGCCUUUCAAGUUUUAGGACCGUACGUUAAAGUAAACUCAAAAUACUAAAUAGUAAAUGAGACAAUUGAAAUUGACAGGGGUCAUUCAAUGUCUGCUAAGUUUAAGGAUCGUAUGUAGCAUUGUCAAGAUAUCGAGUGGAUUUUUUUUGUACUAAAAGUCACCUUAAGUUUUCAUAACGUAAUUUACUUCUUUGAAAAAUAGAGUACAUGUAGAUCAAAUGAGUACGUUUUCCGAGAGUUUUUCCUCAAUUUUCGUAGAAGAAUGUCAGGAAGAGAACUUGUGACUUAUCCAUAAUUAUAUUAAAUGCGUUUUAAACAGAAGAGUUGCAACAAUGUAUCGAUGUGAUACCUUGAAAAAAAAGAGUUUCAAUCUGUAACUACAUUUCUUGAAAUACUUACAUAUAGGCAAUUACCUUCAUGGCAUGUGUGUAAAAUUGCUUUACUUUGAUUUCACAAAUAUAUACAUAUUGCAGCAUUAUUAUAUGUCUGAGUGUAGAAAACUGUCACAUUUCAGAUUUCUAAUUUCAUACAUUUUCUAUAUCAUGUUUUUAAGGUGGUGUGGCACGCUGUGUAAUUUUCAAAUGAUCUGCUAAAAUCUUCUAGAGUUUGUAUCAUUUUAUUAUAUUUAGAAAGUAGGCCUACACGGACCUACAUAUUUUUAGAAAGAUCUCAAAUACAGUUGAAAGUCGGUAUCUCUAGAUUUUUACUUCGAGAUAACCAAACUUCGAUUUAAUAUGAUAUUUUGUGCACAUGCUUUCGGGAAGCGAAUUAAAAAUGUCUUCGAAAUAGCAGGAAUUCGAGAUAAACGAGUUCGAGUAUUGAGUUUUAAGUAUCUCAAACUGAAUAUAGAAUUUAUGACGAAAGAAAUAUAUAGGUCAUUAAAGUGAAUACAAUAUAUUAAAAUAAUCAAUUUUUGACCAAGGCUUACAUGUUUUGGUAAACUCUCCACCUAACAAUUUUACCGCGUUUUAUACACUAUUCCCCUUUUUGGCGGACUUCUUCUCCAGAUUUUUUUUGUAUUUGUCUCUUACUAAAUUUUAUGACAGCGGCCUUAAUCAUACACAAUGUCAUAAAGGUCAUAAGAUUAAUUUGAAGACGGAUAUCAAAGUUUCUCUCAAGCAUCGAUACAUGUAUAAGUCACAGUGUACAGAGAGUUACCCCUAGCUUAAGCCGUCUUCAAAAAUUGAUCAUUGUUAAUAUAUAUUCAUAUGAUAUGAAACUGUAAGAUCUGGAACUAUGCCAUUUCUAAAGUUUCCGAUCUUAAUGAUGUUGGCAACAUAGAGCUGUAUUUGGUUAUUAUAUAUAUUUAUUUGACAUAUUAUAUAUGCAUGUCUUUAUAUGAAAUUAAUCAGUAAAAAUAUGUUUGUACAUCGGUUU
Messenger RNA from Mercenaria mercenaria, 4358 nucleotides. RefSeq lists its product as uncharacterized. The record is from RefSeq and is a predicted model, not a curated record. The transcript has 6 exons. Bases 556 to 2643 code for a protein of 695 amino acids. Lineage: Eukaryota; Metazoa; Mollusca; Bivalvia; Venerida; Veneridae.